This is a messenger RNA of Dentiscutata erythropus, 694 nucleotides long. The record is from the annotation of a GenBank genome assembly. NCBI's taxonomy places the organism in Eukaryota, Fungi, Glomeromycota, Glomeromycetes, Diversisporales, Gigasporaceae.
AUGUUAAACUUCGUUUUAGAUUAUAUUCCAUACAUAGUUAUAGCUUUGUGUCUUGUAUAUCCUCUCAGAACUAUCAUUUACGAUCAAUUUCAAGCUUUUCUCUCAAAAAAAAAGGAUAUUGAUGUAGUUUCUGCUGGAGGAUUUAUUCCAUUUCUUCGUAUACUUCACGCGGAACAAGGAGCAACGGUCACAUCAAAAAUUCCAUUUGAAAAUACAAUUUCUGUGGUGAAUUCCGAAGUAAUGAAAGCAACUUUACAAAUCGGUGAUAGGCCUAUUGGAUUAUUCAAAUUUUUGGUACCACUUAUAGGUGAAGAUAAUUUUCAGAUUUUUGAUGCCGAAAGAGCUGCGAGAUUUAAAAAAGUAAGCGGACCUGCUUUCGGUCAGGAAGUUUUGAUGACAAAAUAUGAUGAUAUGCGAAGUGUUGGAAUUGAUUUGAUCAAGCGGUGGGAAGAAAGUUCGAAUUUGCAAGACAGCGUUAUUAUCAAGAUGCAAGAGGAAUGUCUCGAAUUUGCUUUACGAGCAACUUCAAAGGCAAUCCUAAGUACCGACACGCCUCAGGACUUGGACUUUAAAAAAUUCAAACAAUCGUACGACGCCACGUUGAGUGGCUUGUUUGAUAAACAAUUUGGUCUCCUUGAUGAUCUUCGAGAAGAAGAAUUACAGCAAUCGCUCAAUUCUUUUCUUACUACAUUGA